AUGCCUUCUCACACCCAGUCCACCUCCCCUCCUCCCCGGAGACGGAGAGCUUUAGAAGAGCGCAGUUCCGCUCAUGCCAACGAAAGAUCGCCCACUCGAUCAUUACAUAGGGUUCGAACGCAAGAAGAUGUGAAUGAAAUGUAUAUGGCGACACCAUUUCCGACAAAACCAGAACAGAUAUUAUUGCCAAUUCCUGGCAAAGGCCAGCAGCAGUACAUCGCAGAUACCGGCCUCAGGUAUGCCCAUGCUGGCCCUUCAUCGUCAACCUGGUCGCCGACAUUCAGCCAUGGCACGGACAGCAGCGCGCGGGAGCAAUCUGUUGGCGAGUGGGAUACAUCAACGGUGGACCCUGGCAACUCGCCGCCGGAGAUGUGGGAUGAAGACCCAACAUCUAGCAAGUCUUCUUUGCCGGACUUCCCAUCAGCCAAGCCGGACGACUUCCAUUCGGAUGGCUCGGAAGCCGAGUUCUCAGAUGAUGACUUAAUUGUGCUGCCAACCGCGACACCGACAAUUAAAGCGGUUGUAUCAGAGCCACCGACGUCUCCAAAAUCAGAGCCGGAAGAUGCAUCAACAUUGGGGUACUCAAGCCCCAACAUCCAGCCAAUUGGAGCUCCAUCCAGCCCUAACUUCGUCACCCUGGAUAACUCGAGCGUCAACUUCCUGCCUCACGGACCUGGUUCCAAUUCGGAUUCCGAUCCACGAACGGACUCCCUAUCAUCGUGGAACUCGCGAGGAACCGCCGUGAGACAUGCUGGUGCAGCGCAAUGGAUCUUCACAGCCUCAUCAGAACGACCGAGCCACUCCCGUUCGCCGUCAUUCCAUUCGAGCCCUCCGACACAAUCGGUGGCAUCAUUCCGCACAGCAUCCCGGCGACUUUCAGAAAGCCGAUCGCGGUCUGCGACUUCGUCCUCGCGCAGUCUUCGCUCGGUGUCCGACAUCCAGACCGCCAUGGAUAGUGGUGUGCCAAUUCAAUAUCCCCGAAUUCGUGGUCCGUCGUCCAGCUCUCGAGCAGAGACCUCUGACUCCUCAGAGCGCGACUUCACCCCAGGUCCGGCUUCCGGCCGCUGGAACCCUCAUCUCUCCCGAGUAUCGUCGAUAUGGUCUGCAGAGGAAUUUCCCGACCAGCCUGUUGAGGUCGAGGUCUCAAGCACCGACUCGGAGCCUGCAAUCAUAUCAUCCGCAAUUCCGUCAUCCGUGGCCCUGAAUUCGAAGACAAGCAAAUCCACUGUCUGGUUGGUGAAUGAAGCAGAUGAUGACGAGCACUUGGACAGCCUGACAAACCUACCAAGUCGGCGUGGCUUCCCGCAUAGCUUGUCAUCGGGCUCCAAGCGCAGCAACAGCUUGCGAAGUAACAGCCUGCGCAGCCUCAAGCGCCCGGGCACUGGCUCAAGUACCUUGAUGCACAUCCUCCCCACGUGGGCGAAGAUCUACUACCGCUCUGAUGCCCUCGGAAUGCAUCCGACCUUGUCAAUGAUGGACCCCAGCCGGCCCUCCUCUGGUCGCCCGGGAACCAGCAACUCCAGUGUCUUCAACCUCGUGCCGAACCCGCUCAAUGUCCCCCGCCCUCGGUCCCCAGACCGUCCUCGCUCGCCUGAACGUGUCCACUUUGCUCAGCGACGCAUCGACAGUGACCCACGAGACCCGCGCGCUCACUGGGUCGCAUCUCCAGAGCCCGAGGAUGGAGAAGUGGUUGGACCGCAUCGCCACCGACUACGGCAUAGCUGGUCGCCGCAUCUCUUCACUGACCGCCGUACUAUCCAGCACUCGGCCAGUGCAUGGACAACUCCUUCAUUUGACUCCACGACUGAACCAAUCUUUGGUCGGAGGAAUAUCCAGGUCUACUCAUUCUGUGUGGGCUUCAUUUUCCCCCUUGCCUGGAUCAUUGCCUCUUUUAUUCCUUUGCCGCCUAAACCCAAGAUGGCGGAAAUGAUUGAGUCAGACGAUGAUGUUGAAAUGGCCCUUGAGUCUCAGUUGAUGGUUCUCCAACAACGACGGUAUAAUAAUACACGAUGGUGGCGGAAUCUCAACCGGUGGAUGAUUUCCCUUGGGGUUGUGAUCAUCGUUAUUGUGAUCACUCUUGCUGCCAUUGGAAAAACCACUGGCUUCUAAUUGUAAUUGCUUUGUCGCACACAUCUCUUUUCAUGAUCAAACAUUCUUUCGAUCUUCUACGCUGUCACGACUCGGACACUCCCUUUCGUCUGAUAUUUGCAUUCGACUCAUUUGUUAAUCCUUUCAUUCAAUUUCGGAGCCACGCUCAAACAUAUUCCCC
Penicillium pulvis is the source of this 2269-nucleotide messenger RNA. RefSeq names its product putative serine-rich protein. Bases 1 to 2109 code for a protein of 702 amino acids. Lineage: Eukaryota; Fungi; Ascomycota; Eurotiomycetes; Eurotiales; Aspergillaceae. The record is from RefSeq and is a predicted model, not a curated record. The transcript is spliced from 2 exons.